Mytilus trossulus (common blue mussel) is the source of this 1896-nucleotide messenger RNA. RefSeq lists its product as uncharacterized. The transcript has a single exon. The record is from RefSeq and is a predicted model, not a curated record. The coding region runs from base 1 to 1896 and encodes 631 amino acids. Gene Ontology annotation, molecular function: protein binding. NCBI's taxonomy places the organism in Eukaryota, Metazoa, Mollusca, Bivalvia, Mytilida, Mytilidae.
AUGCGCAAAAGACAACAACUAUCUAUCAUAAAAGAUUUGAUAAUUAAUAAAACUAAGCCGUUACUAACAUUCAUAUCGAGCGGGAGUUUAGCAGAAGGAAUUGAUUUACCAGGAAGCGAUAUAGAUAUUAUGUACGUCAUUGACGACGUCGAAGUAUUAAGGGACAUAAGAAAUAUGAAACAACCAAUACAACGUAGAACAUUGGUAAUGGAAACUGAUACCGAUCAUCCUGGAUUUAGUAGACUCCGAUUGAUAGCUGAAAUGGAUUGGGAAAACACACAUAUAACAGACAAAUGCUUUACAAGUACUAGCACAGGUGUAUAUUUAUCAGCUAACAAAUUUGUAAGUAAAAUAAAUAUGAUGCACCCACACAAACAGCAGCUUUCACAACAUGGUCCAUGUUUUUCAGAUAAAGGUCAGAAUUUGGAUCUUGCAAUAUGCCUCAGAAGUAAAUAUUUUCCUUACAGUGCUUUACCGUGGGCAUCGCGUUAUCGACAGCAAUGGCCACCUAAUUCCACAAUUGACAAGAUAAAAAAAUAUGGAUGCUUGUUAGUACCUAUUGGACCAAGGACUAUGACAGAUUGUUUUGUUUUUUGGAGAUUAUCUUUUUCUGAAGCAGAAAAACAACUUAUUCAUUCGUUUAAUUUUACUCAACUGUUAUGUUACUGUCUCCUCAAACUAACAUUAAAACAUAUUAUUAACACAAACAGACAUGUCGAAGGUUUAUUGUGUUCUUACUUUCUGAAGACAGCGUUAUUCUGGGUUGCAGAGGAGUUGGAUAUUGACACAUUUCAAUUAUCGAAAUUAUUUGUUUGUUUUUCUCACUGCCUAGAUAAAUUAAAAUUAUGGGUAAAGCAGUGUUACUGUCCGAACUAUUUUAUACCUGAGCACAACAUGUUCAUAGGAAAGGUAAAUACCGAUAACAAUACAAUACUGCUAAAUGUGUUAGAUGGGAUAACAUGCGAUGGAAUUGACGGAUUAACAAAAGAUAUAUUUCCAAACAACAAUCGUAGUUCUCGUUUAUUAAGAAAGAAUAGUGAAUCUUCGUUCGUUAAGCUAGACUUUCUUUUUUUUAGGACAUGUUUCUUCCCUGUUAGACCGGACAUAUCAAAAUGUUUAAAGGCACUAAUGUUUACUGAAUCUUUAAUGAAGUCGAAAUAUUCUACAUUUUAUAUUGAAGUAUGCAAACAUUAUCACGCGAAAAUAAGUCAAUAUACAGCACAAAUACUACCAAAACCAUCAAUAACAACAGAAACGUACAAAAUUCACAAACAAUAUCAUAUACAAUUGCAAAACGGUAUCAAGACAGAUGCUGUAACCGGUUGGUUGUUAUACGCGUCGUUUUAUUAUGUAACAGGACAGUUUGAAGUAACACUAAGACUAACAGAUUAUGUUAUAUCAAGAUGUUCACCUGAUAUGUUGAAUGCAGGAUAUGUAAACUUUACUGAACCUGCUGAAAAGGAUAUACUUAAUUACAGAAGUCAUGUUCAUUCUACAAUGACACUGACCGAAAAAAUGCGAAUGGCUAUUAUAGGUGACGUUAUCUUCUCUCAGAACUCAUCAUUAAUACCAGCAGAGCUACAACUGGAGGCGAAUAACCACAGCAUGACAAUACCGUCAAUUGUUAUGUAUUACUUUCUUAGAUUUUUAUGUUUUUAUCAUCUUUGUGAAAUAUCCAAAAAACAACAGGCUCUACAUGAUUUUGAAUUAAUAGUAAAAAAUAAUAAUUAUAUUCCUCCAAAGAAUGUAUCUAAUUCAUUAACAAUACUUGGAGUGUGCUAUGAGAUAUCCGGCGAUAAGGACGCAGCCUAUCAGUGUUAUGAUAACGCUUUGCAAUGUGAAGAUUUUGUAUGUCUUUCAGCAAAAGAAAGGAGAUCAAAACUUUUAGAUAUUUAA